Paraphaeosphaeria sporulosa is the source of this 638-nucleotide messenger RNA. RefSeq lists its product as uncharacterized. The record is from RefSeq and is a predicted model, not a curated record. The transcript has a single exon. NCBI's taxonomy places the organism in Eukaryota, Fungi, Ascomycota, Dothideomycetes, Pleosporales, Didymosphaeriaceae. Bases 37 to 531 code for a protein of 164 amino acids.
GGACAGAAGCAUUGCUCAGUGCUUCACGAGACAUUCAUGAAGAGCCCGUGCAACACAGUUUCGUACCGCUACUCUGCACUCUGUCCUCAUCGUUCUACUGGCCUUCCUCAAGCACGCUCCGAUGUACUCCACGGAUGUAGGCCUCGUCAAACGCACGGUCGCGAUAGCGUUCAUCACCUUCCGGUUGAGGCAGAAAGCUACCAGCGACUAAGCCCGACGUGCAUGGUGUCCGCCUCUACAUCUGCCGGCGCGGGGUUGGCCUGCCACACACAAUAUCAAUUUCGCACAGGCACGGCAGCGUCGCACAAGCUGCGCCCAGACCUCGAGCAGCGCUGCCUCGUGGCUACAGCGUCGAUGGAGCGCGUUAUCGCGAUGCGGAGCUGCACUCGCGCCUCUGAUCAGAUCAUCACUCUACUGUGGUACAACCGCGCCGCUAUCAGACGUGCCAACGGCGCGGGCGCGCGACAUCGAGUCCUCGGCGGGCCCGCCGUUCGUGAGGGAGCGGGUCACCGUAUCGCUCGUCAAUCGUAGCCCUUCCUGUCUAGGCGGAACGCCUCCGCGAGAAACAAGCCCGCCACCCGUUUCAUACAGACACGCAUGGAUCACGGAUGGCGUCCGCCUUGCUGUCCGCACAGCAC